UUUGAUAUUUUCUGCUGGUAUUAGAGCGAUUACUGUUUGUAAAUAUCUUACCCUUUCUGCCCCUUCCCCCCAAUCCUGCCAAGCACACUCAUUGAGAGGCCUUUCUGUUUGGGCGGGUUGGAAGGGAUGGGGUUGGAAGCUCUGAUUGGUGUAAGGACCUCAAGUUUCCUUUCGGUCUAGUGUGUCUUUCCCCCUAGGUAGGUCAUUCUGGGUAGAAUAGAUGGGCUGGGUGGAGUUGCAGAAAAGACACACCAUUAGUAUUACCUUAGGCUCCGCUAAGAGGGGCACAGACUCCAGGAGUGGGGGUUAGUUGGGGAGGGAGGAAUACAAUCAAUAGGCCUGCUGUAUUCUAUCUGCCUUGCCUGGGCCACAUUUGGACCAUUUCAAUUCUGGACUCUAAUUUUUAAAUCCAAACGGGGACCUUUGAUGAAGGGUCAUGCAUACCAUAUAUGGGUCAGUUAAAGAGGUUGGGGUUCAUUUGGUUCUCCAGGGACAUGAUAACUGACCUCCAGCUGUUUGAGGGGUAGUCAAAUGGAAGAGGAAAUGGAUUUGUUCUCCUGUCCCAGAAAUAGAAGCAAUAGGUUAAAGUGUCAGCCUGAUUUAGGAUCUCUAGGAAGGAAAAACUAGCAAACAAUUAUCUAUCAAAAGUGGAAAUAGGCUGCCUUGCAAAGUAGUGGGUCCUGUCACUACAGGUCAUCAAAGAGGUUGGAUGACCAGGAAUUUCUGAUUUAGUUAAAGAGAGGCUCCUUUAAAUGACUUGAAAUUGUUCUGUUCUUGUCCGUCUGUUGGAGAAGUGAUACUUAUUGAAGUAUAUUUUGGGCUAGGUAACUUAACCCAGCUCUCAGAUUAAUUUUGCUUUAGGCAAGUGUUAAAAAUUGCAUAGGUAAAGGACAAACAAGGUUGAGGGAAAGGGUGAUUAUAAAAAGAUAUGCCAUAGCAUUCCUUUAAAUAGCAAAUCCAAGUAGGAUAUUUAAAAUAGGGCUGGCAUCAUCGUAGAACAUUUUAGAAAUUUUCAUCAUGGAAAGAGCCCAGGUUUACAGACCUGGUUAUGCUACUGACUCACUAUGGGAACUUGAACAGAUUUCUUACUCUUUCUGGGUGUCAAUGACUACUGCAAAACAGGUUUAAAUUAUCUUUUAAGGGGAAACCUCUUCCAUCUCUGAUUUUCUAUGAUUUUUGUAAAAAUAUUUUUCUAAAGUAAGGUACAUCCACAGUGCAUUACUGUCUCCUGUUGGGGAUGUGGAGUGGAGGGAUCAUCAGGCUUUGUAGAUGAUUAUAAGGGGCAUGAUUUGAGGAGCAUCAAGGAGCUGAGCUGACUUGGGUUUAUACUUUGAUUUCACAAUAAAUUAAAAUUUUUAAAUAGCAAUAAUCAGUUAUUUUUAACAGUGGCAAUGAUUUUUGGUAUUUUAAUGGGUUCAUUUUACAUGCUAGCCUGCAGAGUGGGGUGAUUCAUUGUCAGUGUGACUAUUAAUCUUUUUGUAUGCCAAGGGUUUAAUUGUCCUUGUCUUGACUAGUGAGGUCUAUCACUCAGGUAGGUGGGGGCUUGUGCCUAAUAGGGUAUUGACUGGAGAACCAUGGGUGGGGCCCAUCAUCUGAAAACAUCUGAUUCUGAUUCUGCUGUCCCUAAAGCAGGGACAAUAGAGAACAGGGGCAGAAUGAUGGAAAAUGGAAGUUAGUAUACAUUUUGUUCCCAUAGAAAUGGAUCAAGAUGAUCCCGGAGAGGCCAUGGCAGAACUACAGGAACGCCACCUUGGGGGACUGGGUAUCUUACAAGUGGCAGCUGGCACUAGUUUACUUGCCUAUGCAGUCUGGGCAGGGUUACUUAUGCCUGGUUUCCGAAAAGUGCCCCUGAGGCUUCAGGUUCCCUAUGUCCCAGCAAGUAGACAGCAGGUAGACAAUGUGAUGAGACUUCUCCGGGGCCGCUCUGGCAAGAUGGUGGACUUGGGCUCUGGUGAUGGCAGGAUUGUUUUGGCAGCAUACAGACAAGGAUUCUGUCCUGUUGUGGGUUAUGAACUGAACCCCUGGCUUCUGCAGCUUUCCCGGUUCCAUGCGUGGCGCGCUGGUUGUGCUCAAAAGGUCUCCUACCAGAAAAAGGAUCUCUGGAAGGUGAAUCUGGCUGACUGCAAAAACAUCACAGUCUUCCUGGCUCCCAGUGUGCUACAUCUUCUGGAAAACAAACUACUAGAGGAAUUGCCUAACGAGACACGAGUGAUAUCUGGUCGAUUCCCUCUUCCCAACUGGGAGCCAACAGCCACGGUUGGUGAGGGCCUGGACAAGGUUUGGGCUUACGAUAUUGGAGACAUCCGGCAAAACAUGGAGACAAAGGCAACUGCCUUCCUACAGGGAACACCUGUCUAGAUUUUUGGGGCUCCCUUCAUGAGAGGGGCACUCUACCUUAUAUGUAAAGCCCCUUAUCUUAGGCAGCCCUUAUUUGAACCAUGGAUUUCCCUCAACUACAGAGAACCAGGAUGUGUGCCUCCCCAGGAUAGAGCUGAUCUUGGUCAUUGUACUUGAGGCUCAAAAAAUUAUUUGGAGCCAACACUGAGAGAAGUAGUUCAGGAUCAUCUCUAAAGAUUUUCAUGGCAGCUCUAAGUUAGAACUGAAACUAGUUUCCUGAGAUUCACAUUUGAACACAAUAAAAUUUUUCCAUUUUGA
Messenger RNA from Antechinus flavipes (yellow-footed antechinus), 2655 nucleotides. RefSeq names its product adenine nucleotide translocase lysine methyltransferase (gene ANTKMT). Gene Ontology annotation, biological process: regulation of mitochondrial ATP synthesis coupled proton transport; positive regulation of proton-transporting ATP synthase activity, rotational mechanism; peptidyl-lysine trimethylation. Lineage: Eukaryota; Metazoa; Chordata; Mammalia; Dasyuromorphia; Dasyuridae. Gene Ontology annotation, cellular component: mitochondrion. The record is from RefSeq and is a predicted model, not a curated record. Gene Ontology annotation, molecular function: protein-lysine N-methyltransferase activity. The transcript has 5 exons. The coding region runs from base 1666 to 2358 and encodes 230 amino acids.